Molecule: messenger RNA, 1047 nt
Organism: Pyrenophora tritici-repentis Pt-1C-BFP
Lineage: Eukaryota; Fungi; Ascomycota; Dothideomycetes; Pleosporales; Pleosporaceae
Source: RefSeq, a predicted model, not a curated record
AUGGCGCUGUUAGUAGACAAACAUCGACCGCGCAACCUAGAAGCGCUCAGCUAUCAUCCAGAGCUUUCAGAUCGCCUACGAGCUCUUGCUCAAAGCGGUGACUUUCCACAUCUUCUCGUAUACGGCCCCUCCGGUGCAGGUAAGAAGACGCGUAUUGUGGCAACUCUCAAAGAACUCUAUGGUCCCGGUGUCGAAAAGAUCAAGAUCGAUGCGCGUGUCUUCCAGACUACCACGAACCGUAAACUCGAAUUCAACAUUGUCGCCUCUGUCUACCACCUCGAAAUCACUCCGUCAGAUGUCGGAAACUAUGACAGAGUAGUUGUGCAGGAUCUGCUGAAGGAGGUCGCACAAACACAACAGGUUGAUCUGGGCGCAAAGCAACGAUUCAAGGUUGUAGUCAUCAACGAGGCGGAUCACUUGACGAGAGAUGCGCAAGCUGCAUUGAGGCGGACAAUGGAGAAGUACAGCCCGAAUUUGCGACUGAUCUUGCUGGCAAACUCAACAAGCAACAUCAUUGCACCCAUCAGGAGUAGAACGCUGCUCGUGAGGGUUGCAGCGCCCACCGAAAGCGAGAUUUGCAGUGUACUGAGUAAAGUCGGGAAGAAGGAGGGAUGGAAGGACGUUGAAAGCCUGAACCAGAGGAUAGCGAAAGACAGUGGGCGGAACUUGCGAAAGGCACUGCUCAUGUUCGAGGCAGUUCACGCACAAAAGUACGUCCCUUUCUUGCCUACACGUUUACGCGCUCAAAUCGCUCGUCAAAUCGUCGAAGAGCGUUCCCCACAACGUUUACUUCAAGUCCGCGCCUCGCUUUACGAUCUUCUAUCGCAUUGCAUCGACUCUACAACUAUCAUCAAGACGCUGACAUGGAAACUCAUACCGAAAACGGACGAUGCGCUGAAGCCCGAGGUCAUCAAGUGGGCGGCAUUCUACGAACACAGAUGUAAGAUGGGCAGCAAGCAGAUAUUCCAUCUGGAAGCAUUCGUGGCCAAGUACAUGAGGUUGUACGAGAGCUUUGCAAUGGGCAUAGAUUUCGACGACUCAUCAUAA